Messenger RNA from Sodiomyces alkalinus F11, 189 nucleotides. Its product is annotated as zf-CSL-domain-containing protein. The annotation marks the transcript as partial. The record is from RefSeq and is a predicted model, not a curated record. NCBI's taxonomy places the organism in Eukaryota, Fungi, Ascomycota, Sordariomycetes, Glomerellales, Plectosphaerellaceae. Gene Ontology annotation, biological process: protein histidyl modification to diphthamide. Gene Ontology annotation, molecular function: metal ion binding. The transcript has a single exon.
AUUUCCGUCUACGACGAGAUCGAGAUUGAAGACAUGACCUUCGACGAGGCCAUGCAAAUCUACACCUACCCGUGUCCCUGUGGCGACCGCUUCCAUAUCACCCUUGCCGACCUGCGCGACGAGGAGGAUAUUGCCGUCUGUCCCAGCUGCAGUCUCAUGAUCCGUGUCAUUUUUGACAAGGUGCUUUUU